Pteropus alecto (black flying fox) is the source of this 3688-nucleotide messenger RNA. It is a transcript of the gene SUN2, whose product is annotated as Sad1 and UNC84 domain containing 2. Lineage: Eukaryota; Metazoa; Chordata; Mammalia; Chiroptera; Pteropodidae. Gene Ontology annotation, biological process: nuclear envelope organization. The transcript has 17 exons. Bases 35 to 2215 code for a protein of 726 amino acids. Gene Ontology annotation, cellular component: meiotic nuclear membrane microtubule tethering complex; nuclear envelope. Gene Ontology annotation, molecular function: protein-membrane adaptor activity. The record is from RefSeq and is a predicted model, not a curated record.
GCUCUCUUUAGAAGGGUCCUCCUCCCACCUCAUCAUGUCUCGACGAAGCCAGCGCCUCACGCGCUACUCCCAGGGCGACGACGAUGGCAGCAGCAGCAGCGGUGGCAGCUCGGUGAUGGGGAGCCAGAGCACCCUGUUUAAAGAUAGUCCUCUCAGGACCCUGAAGAGGAAAUCCAGCAGCGUGAAGCGCCUCUCCCCAGCACCGCAGCUGGGCCCCUCCUCCGACACACACACCUCCUACUACAGCGAGUCCCUGGUCAGGGAGUCCUACUUUGGCAGCCCCCGGGCAGCCUCCCUCGCCAGGAGCUCCAUCCUCGACGACCAGCUGCACGGUGACCCCUACUGGAGUGAGGACCUGCGGGUGAGGAAGAGGAGAGGCACAGGUGGCACCGAGAGCAGCAAAAUCAACGGGCUGGCGGAGACCAAGCUCUCCGAGGACUUCCUCGGGUCUUCUUCUGGCUACUCCUCUGAGGAUGACUAUGUAGGAUACUCGGAGACGGACCAGUGGGCUUCAGGCUCUCGGCUGGGGAGUGCUGUCUCUCAAGCAGGCUCUUUUUUCUGGACGUUGGUCACUUUUCCAGCCCGGCUCUUCGGACUCCUCUACUGGUGGGUUGGCACCACCUGGUACCGCCUGACGACAGCCGCCUCCCUCCUCGACGUCUUCGUUUUAACCAGGCGCUUCUCACACACAAAGGCGUUCCUGUGGUUCCUCCUGCUGCUGCUGCUCCUGACCAGCCUGACCUACGGCGCUUGGUAUUUCUACCCCUAUGGGCUGCAGACGUUCUAUCCUGCUGUGGUUUCCUGGUGGGCAGCGAAGGGCAGCGGCCGGCAGCAUGAGGCGUGGGAGUCCAGAGACUCGUCCCCACAUUUCCAGGCUGAGCAGCGCAUUCUGUCCAGGGUACACUCUCUGGAACGACGCCUGGAAGCGCUUGCUGCCGAAUUUUCCUCCAACUGGCAGAAGGAGGCCAUGCGCCUGGAACGCCUGGAGCUGCGGCAGGGGACCGCUGGUGAGGGCGGCGGCGGCGGCCUGAGCCAUGAGGACACCCUGGCGCUCCUGGAGGGGCUGGUGAGCCGCCGCGAGGCUGCCCUGAAGGAGGACUUCCGCCGGGACACCGCCACCCAGAUCCAGGAAGAACUGGUCACCCUGAGAGCAGAACAUCAACAAGACUCAGAAGACCUGUUCAAGAAGAUUGUCCAGGCCUCCCAGGAGUCCGAGGCUCAACUCCAACACCUGAAGUCCGAGUGGCACAGGAUGACCCAGGAGUCCUUCAAGGAGAGCUUCAUGAAGGAGCUGGGGCGGCUGGAGGGCCAGCUGGCAGGCCUGCGGCAGGAGCUGGCGGCACUGACCCUGAAGCAGAGCUCGGUGGCAGACCAAGUGGGCCUGCUGCCCCAGCAGCUCCAGGCCAUGCGGGACGACGUAGAGUCUCAGUUCCCUGCCUGGGUCAGUCAGUUCCUGCUCCAAGGUGGGGGAACCCGCACUGGGCUCCUGCAGCGAGAAGAGAUGCAAGCUCAGCUGCGGGAGCUGGAGAGCAAGGUCCUCGCCCACGUGGCUGAGAUGCAGGGCAAGUCGGCGAGGGAGGCCGCAGCCAUCCUGGGGCGGACGCUGCAGAAGGAAGGCGUGAUCGGGGUGACAGAGGAGGAGGUGCACCGCAUUGUCAACCAGGCCCUGAAGCGCUACAGCGAGGACCGCAUCGGGAUGGUGGACUACGCGCUGGAGUCGGGAGGGGCCAGUGUUAUCAGCACCCGAUGUUCCGAGACCUACGAGACUAAGACGGCCCUCCUCAGCCUCUUUGGUAUUCCCCUGUGGUACCACUCCCAGUCGCCUCGAGUCAUCCUCCAGCCAGACGUGCACCCAGGCAACUGCUGGGCCUUCCAGGGGCCCCAGGGCUUUGCUGUGGUUCGCCUUUCUGCCCUUAUCCGCCCCACUGCCGUCACCUUAGAGCACGUGCCUAAAUCCUUGUCGCCCAACAGCACCAUCUCCAGUGCCCCCAAGGACUUUGCUGUCUUUGGGCUUGAUGAAGAGCUGCAGCAAGAGGGGAUGCUGCUUGGCCAGUUCACGUACGACCAGGAUGGGGAGCCCAUCCAGACGUUUCAUUUCCAGAAACCGACAGUGGCCACGUACCAGGUGGUGGAGCUGCGGAUCCUGACUAACUGGGGCCACCCCGAGUACACCUGCGUCUAUCGCUUCAGGGUGCACGGGGAGCCUGCCCACUAGGCCUUUCCAAGCCCUGCAGCAGCUGGGAGGCCAGCCCCUCAGCACGUACCCUCCUCUCUGGGAGUGGGAGAGCAGCGCCUCUGCCACCUCCCCACACGCUUGAUUCGCGCAUUGACUCCAGGAGCAAGACCGCCUGGCCCAAUGGAGAUGAGAAAUGCAGGGCUUUCCUGGCAGUGGGGCGGCAGGAGGGGGACAGCAGGCUCCAGCAUCUUGGUUCUCCGUUCUCCUCAUGCCAGGCGCUAGGCAGCCACUUCCCCCUCAAGGGAGGGUGUAUAUAUGUAGCAUAUCCUAUGGGACUGAGAGGCAGGAGAGGUGACGAGUGCACAAGUUCCGGCAGUGGUGGCUGAGACCCUUGCCCAUGGUGGAGGAGUUGGCACCCAGAAAGCUGUUGGGAGGUGUGUGCAUGAUGCACAUGCCAAAGCCACGGCUGGGACAAGCUAGGGCCUGGGGCAGGGAAGUGAGGCCUCUAGGAGGAGGGUGCUCACCACACAGGCUGGACUGGGCAGCAGGCAGGAAGCUCCUGGUGGAGGGCAGCUGGGUUUUUCCAGAAGUGCCAUCAACCUAGGGGAUCUUGGUCCACAAGGUCCUCCAAGGUCUCCUGUGCACUGUUUGUCCUAGGCCCUGGAGGGUCUGGCUCCUGUGAGACACUGAGGAGCCUGGGGGCCAGCCUGUAGGAUACCCCCUACUGGGGAUACUAGUUGCUUUUCCUUUUCAGAUGCUGGGACUGGGGGUACCUGUGCCCCGGAGAAAGCUUGCCACAUUCCCCCAGGGUGCAGGGAGCCCAGACCUGUCCUUUGAGGCAGUAAGCAUCAGGUCAGCUAAAACAGUGGGAGGAGGGGACUCCCUAGGCUCUCCUAGUGGCCCAGUGAUAACAAGUGAUAUUCAGGUGUCAUGAUGGGAGGAGGUCUGUGCACUGCGGGCCCCGCCCCAUCCCCAUCACAAUCAGGUCCCCCUGUAAGGGGCCCUCGCCCUCAGCUGCCCCCUUGGGGCUCUUUCAGCUCUUGCCUAAUUGUUUUCUUUCUGGCUUUUUUUCUAUGGGGAGCUGGGGUGGGGGGACUAGGUAGGAAGAGGGCCUGAGGCAGGGGCUUUUUAACCCAGCAGGCCCUGCUAUGUUGUAAAUAUUUUUCAUGGUCUGUUUUUUUUAACUAAAAAGCUAAGAGCUUGAUUCUUAGCCCCGUUCUGUGGGGCACUGGGUGACUUCAGUUCCUUGUAACCCGGCUGCCAUGCAGGCAGGUACCCUGAGGAACAGGGCUGGGCCCUGAAGGGGCUUCUGUGGGAUGGAGCUGAAUGGAGGCGAGGCCGCAGGCCACCCUGUGCUCCUCCAGCGCGAGCCCCUGCACGGCCUUUGCUCUCAGACAACCAGGUUUUAUUUUGUGCUCUUCUGUCACAAAUGCUGCACUAUUGGAUUCUCAAUUUUUUGUCUCCAGAUUCUAAUUUAUGCCUAUGCAAAAAAUAAAUUAUGCCCAGGACUAA